UCACUCCUCCUCCUCUCAUGUCUCCUCUCUCAGUUUAUUCCUACUUUCUGCAUGUUGCGGUCGCUUUGCUUCACUUCUUCACAGCUCAUCUGAUUUUAAUAAGGAAGGGACACAUUUUCGGAUCGUGUUAAAUAUUUGUGCACUAAUACUUCAGUGCGUAAAGUGCAUCCACACUAUCAUUUAUCUCUUCUAUCAACACGGAUGUCCAGCUCCAAGGAGAGGAUAUGUAUCAGGGCAUAAUGACAACCAACCACGGACCCCCCUCCUAUGAGGCCGGAUUUCUCCACAACGCCUCGGCGGGCACCUCUCCGGUUUACGUGCCCACCACCCGGGUCGUCACCCCCAUGAUCCCGGCACUGCCUUACCUCCAGACCCCCGGCGCGUCGCAGCAGAGCAGCCCCGUGUCGAGCCACUCUGCCUGGGCGCAGCCGUGCGCCGACUCAGUGCCCUCGUACAACCACUCCCCGGUCUCUCCGCGCUUCGCCUUCUCCACCAGCCCGCCUCUGUCCUCCGGGGUGGCCACGGCCCGGGACACGGCGGCUUCUUACAGCAGCCCGCUAAACAUCUCUGCCAACGGGAGGGAGCACUACGGCGCCCGGAGCCUCAGCGGGUCUUAUCACAGCCCCUACCCGGCCUACAUGAGCCCGAACGUGGGUGGGACGUGGCCGGCGUCUCCCUUUGACAGCCCGGUUCUCCAUGGUCUCCAAACCAGCGCUCCUCAUGGCACAACACGGCACCCAAACGACCUGUUUGAUGAUUUCAUCGAGGGGCGAGAGUGUGUGAACUGUGGGGCGAUGUCGACACCCCUCUGGAGGCGGGAUGGUACGGGCCACUACCUGUGUAAUGCCUGCGGACUGUACCACAAGAUGAACGGCAUCAACAGACCUCUAAUUAAACCUCAGAGACGGCUGUCUGCCUCGAGGAGGGUGGGCCUGUCCUGCUCCAACUGUCACACCACCCUCACCACCCUGUGGCGACGAAACGCAGAGGGAGAGCCGGUCUGCAAUGCCUGUGGCCUCUACAUGAAACUCCACGGGGUACCACGACCCCUGGCUAUGAAAAAGGAGGGCAUCCAGACCCGCAAACGCAAACCCAAGAACCUCAACAAGUCCCAAACUGGGACCCCAGGCAGUGAGGGGACUCCAGUCACGCCAAGCAGCACUCCCCGGGCCUCCACCACCACAGAGGAGCCUCGCCAGAUAAAGACGGAGCCGGACACUCACAGCUUGUACACACACCAAAGCGCACAUGCACAGAUUUCAGCCCUGCCAGCCUACAUGGCAGCUCAAGGUGGGGCCAUUCCACUAAAGAUGACCCCUGGCGGCCACGGCGGAUCUUCCGGCUCCAAAGCUGAACCCUGGAACAACCUAAUCCUGGCCUAGAAGACCUACAACCCAGCAUCUCAAACCAACCUAUCUGUGGUGAUUAAACUCUCCUGAGAGACAGGAAGCAGACUGCUGCUCUGGAUGCAGAUGUUCCUGCAGCCUGAGCACCGUACAGUGCCUUCAGUGCAACACUCUGGGACACAUGUGAGGGAAAUGGAGAUCCUAAACAGAACUGAGCAGAUACUGUGCAUCAUUCAUUCACAGCAAUGAAGGACUGAAUGGAGUUUGUAAAAGAGCAACAUUGUGAUCAGACACACGACUGUUCACCUUUUCCAGCAUGCCAGUGCAGGGGCAUUAAGUGACAAAUACUUUAACUUAAACCAGUAACAAAUAACAGUCAGACUUUAUCUCCCUGAUUUAUUUUUAUUUUGUUAUAUUUGUCUUCAUUUUCACAUUAUUACGAACAACAUGCCUUAAAAUGAUGGACACACAAAACACCAUGCACCAUGGAGGAGUCGUAGCCAGUGUUCUUUAAGGGUCAGUUCACAUUGAUAAGAAAAACAGCAACUAUAUUUUCACACUCAUAAUGGUAUUUACUUGCAGAUGUGACAUCAAAGUGCAACAGAGGUAAAUGAAAAGUAUAUUUUAAAAACUCCAAAGCUCUGUCUCUUUACAGAACAAACAAUGUGCCGGUGACUUGAUAAUCCACAGACCUCAACAUGGUCAGUUUUCUGUUUUUGAUAUGUUUUCUCAACCUGUUCUCACACCCCGAGGUCAUCAAAUACGGCAGCUUGGUCAGUGGCCUUCGACAGAUACUAAAGGACACACGGUGCACCCCUUAGCAUCUAUAUGAGAUGAGAUGACUCCAGUGUAAUCCAAACUGCGGCAAUAUAAGACACUCGGAGCAACUCAUGCAGCAUAAAAGCGAGAACAUGUUUGUAUGGAUUAGGUCGGGGUGGAUGGGUGGGAAACACAAGACUUUCACCCAGGAGGCCGCUGUUUGUGUCACAUGUGAAACCAAAAGCAGUUCUAACCCAAACCAUGAUCCUUUCCCAAACCUAACCAAGAAGUUGCAUUGCCUUAACCUAUGUUUCCUGUGAUCACAGAAGUUUCCUUUGAAAACACAUUAUUUAACAAGCUGAAAGUGAUACAUCCAAAACUGAUGCUAAAGGGGUACCAACCUGUGCUGAGUUCUUUGAAUACAGACCCUUUGUCAUACCCCUCAGCGUGUGAUACCAACGCCAAAGGCACCCUUUUGGCGUCAUCUACUCCACUUCAAACUGUCUCUAAAGAUGGGCCCAGCCACACAGAAGAAACUAAUGUAGGCCGCUUGUAUCUGCAAUCUUGUUCUUUCGGUCGACGCAUAGCUCAUGGCCAUAGGUGAGGGUCAGAACGUAGAUGGACCGGUGAAUCGAGAGAAUAUCUCUCUGGCUCAGCCCUGUCUUUACCAUGACAUAAUUUUUUUUCAAAACCUAACCAGGUAGUUUUGUUGCUUAAACCUAACCACAACUGUUAGACAAUGGUAACCAUGAGUUACAAAAUGUCUCACCCAGCAAACAGCUGUGUGUCACAUACAGAUGGUAAAGGGUGCGUCUCAUGUAUACGCCAAAGGGUGUCUUUGACGUCAAUAUCACACGCCAAAGGUGUUGAGAAGCAUUGGUAUUUGACGAUCUGGGAUAAGAACUCCUUGGGUGUACCUAGAACAUCAUAGUUUAAAGCAGUGGCUCCUGAAUGGUCCAGCCAUGUGGUCCAGAUUUGUCCUUAGUCAUUAGUUAAAGGUUAACAAAGUUUAAUAUACUCAGCGUCAUACUUGCAUUUGGCCAUGUCGUCAAGCUGAUUUGCUGUCCCUGUAAAGUAGUCGUCCAUUAUUUUACAAACUUGACUGAUUUGUGAGUCACUUGCCCACGUGACCCACUUUUGGACCGUGACCCACCAGUCAGGAACCACUGGUGUAAAGUGUAGGGUCACUGACCAAACUGCUGUAUUUGACACGUCGGGAGUGACAAGAUGGUCGAUGAUUCAAACUGUUCAGAGGUGAUGAGGUCUGUGGAUUAUCCAGAGAAUCCAAUAAAGCACUUUGCUAUUGAGGUUUCCACAAACAUCCCAUCAUUUUAGCUGAAAUAGGGUGACUCAGUCUCAGCAGCAACAACUUUAGAACUUUAGCAAAUAAAACCAUCUGCAAGGCAAAAUACCAGUAGGGAUGAACAGAAAAGAAUAUCUGAACUGACCCCUUAAACAUUCUCCACUAUUGACACUCACUAAUCACUUAUAUGUGAUACCAAUAACUGUAAUGCACAGGUGUAAUUUCACAGUUUAUCUAAUUUGACAAAGACAAGAUAAUCAGACAUCCAUCACUCCUAGACAGCAGAGAUUCGAUGACCUUCAGUAAACAUGAUCUCCCGCUCAGUGCAAUAGGAACAGCUCCUUGCUGGCCCUUUGCGCCUUUGAUUUAAAGUGUAAAAUACACAUGUAUGUAUUGACACCUCUAUGAAAAAACAACAUGAUAAUCUACCUUUGCAGCAAGUAAGCUGCACGAUGGAUGUGGAUGGAAGUGAUGGCACAUAGCUCCCUCUGCUGGCACAUGUGCAGAUGUGCAACCAUAAGAAAAUUUCAAGGGCCUUUCCAGAAGACAUCCUGCUAGUAUUUAUUAUGAAUUGCACAACCCCAAACCACACAAUCAUCUAUCAUCUAUUAUCUGAAGGUUGUUCAUGACUGUGUAUUGUACCAAGACUGUACAGUUUGUUUGCAAUACUUAAUGCUUUAAUUUGCUUGUGACAAGCAUUGGGGGGGGGGGCAACUUAUGUAAAUGUGGGAUAAUUACCGAGAAAUAUACGAGCAUAUAUGUAAAAACUCCACUCCAGUAUAAUUGUAAUACACCAUUUGUGAUAUAUUGUAAGUAAAGACACAGUGAGAGGUGGACGUGUGCACUAACACUACCUGAUGCCCUUCCUCUGUGUGCAACUGUAGCUCUGCUGAGGAAACUAAUAAAGACAAAGCAUUCUGAUGUAAUGCAAACAGUA
Molecule: messenger RNA, 4345 nt
Organism: Epinephelus moara (kelp grouper)
Lineage: Eukaryota; Metazoa; Chordata; Actinopteri; Perciformes; Serranidae
Gene: gata4
Product: GATA binding protein 4
Exons: 6
Coding region: 225-1382 (385 amino acids)
Biological process (GO): positive regulation of transcription by RNA polymerase II; negative regulation of transcription by RNA polymerase II; cell fate commitment
Cellular component (GO): nucleus
Molecular function (GO): DNA-binding transcription factor activity, RNA polymerase II-specific; RNA polymerase II cis-regulatory region sequence-specific DNA binding; zinc ion binding
Source: RefSeq, a predicted model, not a curated record